Trichoderma atroviride IMI 206040 is the source of this 369-nucleotide messenger RNA. RefSeq lists its product as uncharacterized. The record is from RefSeq and is a predicted model, not a curated record. Lineage: Eukaryota; Fungi; Ascomycota; Sordariomycetes; Hypocreales; Hypocreaceae.
AUGCCUGGCCCAGAAUCGGCGCCGCUGUUACUCGUUCCAGAUGAGGCGUCGACUAGGCCUCAGGCUAAGCACCAGCUAGCAGCACGCGACAGCCAGGAGGGCGCCUCAAGCAGGGGCAGAGCCGAGGCCGUCGUCAUCGGACGAACCAUUGCUUGCAUGCGAUUCCUGGUGCCAGGUCCUCGAAACGAAACGGCAGCUUCUUAUCUCUCUCUCGUCCGACUUUGUCUCUUCAACCUUCGCCUCUCCCUCACCUCUCACAGCCUGCCUCACGCUGCUGCUCCUGCAACUCCUCCGUCGGGCCGCUGCUUGGAUGGUGACACGGGACGACUUCAGACGCUCAGCUACGCACCACCGAUAACGGCCAAUUGA